GGAGGCGCUGAUGACAAAAGAUUAUCUUAAUAGGUCUCCUAAUGGGCUUUUCUCAGCAGGCUUAUCAGUCCCUAUGGUGACGGGGGCAAUAUUUCAGAUAUACAGGCACGCCACAUUUUAAGCGAACCUAGUUUUUUUUUUGUUUUUUUUUUCUUGGCUCUUUGAACAAUUUUAAUUUUUUUUUCUUCAUUGUUGAAGAAAGAAAAUCAAGGAAUAGAAAGAUGAUCUGUGACAGAGCUGGAGUAGGUCUAAGAGGCAUUUGUCCAUCAAAGUUCCAGGUCCAUGGAAAAGCCAAAGAAAUACUUGGCUCCUAGGUCUGGGUCCUUUGGGUGUGAAGUCGCUGUGUGAAAUUAAACUCCUGAGCAAUACUCCAGGCUGUGCAACCACGUGUUUUGUCUACCUAUCUCUGGAUAUAAGACAUAUUCAAUGUUCACAGUAUGGGAUGCUCCCAUCAUUAUGAACAAGAUUUCCUUGAAAUCCAGUAUAUCAUACUUGCAGCAGGUCUUGGUUUGGACUUGCCACACUUCAAGUGCUCAGCAGCUUCAUGUGGCCAGCAGCUACUGGAUUGGACAACACAAGCCUAGAGUCCACAACUAUAUGUACUAUUCAAUUUUGAAACGUUUAAUAAUUCACUGGAGGUGUGAAACAGAAAUUUCAAAGGGAGCUUUGCUAGAAGGACAGCUAGUGAUUUCCAUAGAAGCAUUAAAUUCUAAGCACCAGUCAAAUGCUCUUCAUUGUGUAACAACUAUUGCUUCUGUAAGAAGCAUUUGUGGUGGCUUGGUCCUCAAGAAGUUCCUAAAAGAAAUAAACUCUAUGCUGCGGGGAUUCUCUACAAAGCUGAUUUGGACUUCAGAGGAAAGCAGCUAUUCUCAGGACAUGUCUGGGGUAACACCCUUCCAGUUGACUUUUGAGAUUAAUGAAAAGCCUAGAACUUUGAUGAAAGAUUGUCUGAUUAUAAAGCAUUUUUUACAUAAAAUCAUCAUAGUACACCACAAGAUCAGGUUUACUUUCAAUGUAAAGGUAAAUGGAUUCCUUUCCACAGAGAUCUUUGGGGUAGAAAAUGAACCCACUUUGAACCUAUCAAAUGGAAUUGCUAUUGUCGUAAACUGUCAACAUUAUGUGAGUAGAUUAAAAUUCAAUACAACUGAAUCACACUGCAGCAGAAUCCACCCUGUGCUAGGACAUCCGGUAACGCUCUUAAUUCCUGAAGAUGUGGCUGGCAUGGACUUGUUGGGAGACCUAAUAAUGACUCCAGCUGCUGCUCUGUGUCCCAGCCCAAAGGUCUUUUCCAGCCAGCUGAACAGGAUUUCACUGGUUUCCAUAUUUCUGUAUGGACCUUCAGGUCUACCUCUGAUGUUGUCAAAUGAGGACCAGCUAAGUACCACUGUCUUCAAAGAUGCCUUUUAUUUCAUUGACUGGAAGAAAUACCACUUGUGUGUGGCACCCAGUUUGGAUCUCAGUUUGGAAAAAGAUUUGGUGCUUCCAGAUGUGAGUUAUCAGGUGGAACCCAGUGAGAGGAAUCAGUCUCAGACUAUGGAUCUUCAGGGACAAACUCUGCUACUUUUCCUUUUUGUGGAUUUCUAUAGUGGAUUUCCAGUCCAGCAAAUGGAGAUUUGGGGAGUCCAUACUUUGCUCACAGCUCAUCUCAGUGCUAUCCUCAUGGAGAGCCACAGUGCAGUACAAGAUUCUGUUCACUCCACUCUGGACCAGAUCUUGGAGCAGCAUGACCAGGCUGUCAAGGCUCAUCAGAAACUGCAGGCUUCGCUCUCAGUGGCUGUGAAUUCCAUCAUGACUGUGGUGACUGGGAGCACAAGUGGCAGCUUCCGAAGGACAUGUCUCCAGGCCCUUCAGGCAGCUGAUACACAGGAGUUUGGGACCAAACUGCACAAAAUAUUUUAUGAUAUCAUCAAGCACCGAUUUCUUCGCCAGUGCACAUGUGAUGUGAAACAACAGCUGAUUCCAGAAAAAAAGGAUUUGACCCAGAGCACAGAGGAUGCACCUAAGAACAGCAGCCCAGAGCUCCUUGCAGAGAUCAGGCAAGCGGACCGCAAGAAGCUCAAGAGCUGCAGCUUCUGCCCGGGAGACGAGGAGAUGCGAGCUUUUGCGGCCUCGCAAAGCGCAGAGCAGCCCAACGCCUCUCUCCUCCCGAGGGGACAAGAGGUCCGCACAGCCGAUGACAGGGCCCUGGUCCGGGAGAGAGGAAACCCGGUGAGCCGCCAGGGGAUAAAGGAGAGCGCCGCGCAGGUAAGGGCGCGUGCGCGGCAGGAAGGCCCGGGAUCGGGCUGCUGCAGGAAGCGUCCUUACUUUGUCCCCGUUGCUCCCGCAGGAUGCUCUGUGGCUGCAGGAGGUCUCGAAUCUGUCGGACUGGCUGAAUCCCGGCUCCGGGUCGUAAACCGUGACGGUCCCAAAACCCCUCGGUGGCGCGGGGGAGAACUGCACGCAGUUGUGUGAUGUUUGAUUUAAUAAAGUUGCUCCAGGCGUAUGCUGAGUCGGCUCCAGUGCCUGGGCAGGGCAGGGCGGGCGGGGGGGCGGUGCCAGGGGGC
Molecule: messenger RNA, 2543 nt
Organism: Chinchilla lanigera (long-tailed chinchilla)
Lineage: Eukaryota; Metazoa; Chordata; Mammalia; Rodentia; Chinchillidae
Gene: Top6bl
Product: chromosome unknown open reading frame, human C11orf80
Exons: 17
Coding region: 427-2451 (674 amino acids)
Biological process (GO): meiotic DNA double-strand break formation; reciprocal meiotic recombination
Source: RefSeq, a predicted model, not a curated record